Pseudozyma hubeiensis SY62 is the source of this 2274-nucleotide messenger RNA. RefSeq lists its product as hypothetical. Gene Ontology annotation, cellular component: cytoplasm. Lineage: Eukaryota; Fungi; Basidiomycota; Ustilaginomycetes; Ustilaginales; Ustilaginaceae. Gene Ontology annotation, biological process: G protein-coupled receptor signaling pathway. The transcript has a single exon. Gene Ontology annotation, molecular function: guanyl-nucleotide exchange factor activity; G-protein alpha-subunit binding. Bases 1 to 2274 code for a protein of 757 amino acids. The record is from RefSeq and is a predicted model, not a curated record.
AUGUCCGACAUCAUCCGCGAGUAUCUCUCGCUGCCUUCCGCUACUCGACUCGAUUCUCCGACACAAACUCGCCAGUGGCUCGACGCUCUGCUCACCGGCGGUCUCCCCGUGCUCGGAUCCGUCAGCGACUCGAUACGUUCCAAACUUGCUACUGCGGUGCUCAACGACGUAGCUGCUGCCUCGGGUUCGCGUCAGGGCGAUUACCUGCUCAAUGUCAGGACGAACCUUCGAUGGGAUUCCAACAUCAGACUCUCGGCCUUGAGGCUGCUCAAGGAGCUUAGCCGUCUUCCUGGCGGCAGCGCGCCGCUCGCUAAACCAGAAGCGCUGCGUAUCCUCCUGCAACAGGUCGACUUCCCCAAGCAGCGAGUCCGAAGGAUUCCCUCGAAUACCGCCUCUGCGACCUCGAUGUCCGCUCCUCCGAACCUCUCCGCCUCCAAUACCGCUUACACGUUCGGAUCCAUCGCGAAAUCCUUGCGGCGUGCCGUCAGCAGGCGCGGCUCGCAGCAGGCAGACCGCCGUCUCUCCAAGGAUAAGGAUGCUCCGUCUUCAGACAGCGGCGGUGAAGACUAUGAUACGGGCGCAGACCCCGACUGGCCUAUCACCGACAUGGCGCUGCGCUGUCUCAACAAUGCUCUCUUUCUAAACGAGGACGCUCGACUUCCCUUUUCUAGCGACGAGGUGGGCGGCGGACACAUUGCAGUAGCGCUUCUCUCACGACCUCAAGAUACACCUGCAGACAUUCUCUUUCUUGGCGGACGACUCCUCUUCUUCAGCACCUUGUUCGAAUCGCCCUUCAACAAGACGGCCGUGACCACUCUGAAUGUGGUCAGCAUCUUAGCCAUCUGCGUCGAUGCGCUCGUCAAGGCCUUGGUGGAAAAAGCCGCCAACCCAAAUGCUGCGUCCUCACUCCUCGUUGCCAGCGGAAGCGAAGCUCAGCUCAACAUGGCGCUAUCUGAUCUGCUCAAAGCCUAUUUCAACAUCUGCCUCUACUAUCCACGCAUCGUUCAGGCCGAAGCCAAGCAGCAGCAGCAGCAGCAGCAGCAGCAGCAGCAGCAGCAGAAAAACGAAGCGAGCGCAUCAUCAUCGAAAGCCCAAGGCGAAUCGCAAGCCCCUGUUGUUGGCGAAGCCUUCGACGCAGAGCUUCUCGGGAUGCUGCGGCCGCUCGUCUCGGUCAUCACCAUGCUUUCGCUGCCCUCAACGGUGCCCUUGAUGCCACCGUUCACGCACGCCAUCGCCGCUUUGCUCAACUAUCCCCUCGCUAACGUCAAACAGGAGAUUUUCGGUCACCAAAGGGCUUCGGCUGGCUCACCACCUGCUCCUACGGCUCCGAUCUCGUCCUCUUCCACCCAAGCGCUACAAUCUGCGCCAGCGUACAUCAGUCGGCUGAUUUCCUUUGCGGAUCUGAUGCUAUCGCGCUACAUGGCAGCACCGCUGGCACAUGAUGACGGCCGACGAUUGCCUGAGGACGUAGACGCAAAGGCAGUCAAGCAGAAGGCAGGUGCAGACGGCAUCGAUCUCGAAGACACGCUCGAGCCGCUCAUCCUCUUACUAAGAAAGACGGCUGCCGAGGACGACUCUCUACGAUCCACGCUCGCAUCCAUCCUCCUGCCCGCCGAUCUCGACCGCGGUAUCGCUCUCGAUCGCCGUCUCGAUGUUCUUGGCAGGAUGGUGAGGCUCAUGUCUUCGGUGACGCUUGCUCGACUCGCACGAGCCUCUGGCGAGCUGUUGCUUUCGCUCUGCAACGGCGAUGCCAAGCAGAUGACCGAGACGAUCGGGUACGGUCCAUGUGCAGGCUUCCUCAUGAAUACGGGGCUCGCCUCGGCGUUGCCAUCCGGGUCAGCCGCUACCGCCGGCGCCAAUGGAAGGACAGUGGAUCCAAUCACGGGCGAGUACGAGCCGACGGAAGAGGAGAAGGCGAUGGACGAGAUCAACCGAAUGACAGAAGAGGAAAAGGAAGCAGAGGCCGAGAAGCUGUUUGUGCUGUUCGAUCGUAUGAACAAGACGGGCGUGGUGCAGGUACGACACCCCAUGGCUGAGGCACAGGAGUCGGGCAGGUUCCAGGAGCUGGAUGAGAAGGCGGAGAAGAAGGAGCGCGAAAGGGCAGAGAGGGAGGAUGAGGAGGUGGAGAGGGAGGUGGAGAGGGAGAUGGCAGCGCACAAGAAGAGAAAGGAGGAGGCCAGGGUGCGCGCGCAGAAGCUUGUUCAGCGGUCGCAGGGGACCGAGGCAGCGCAUGAGGAAGCGCCGAAAGGAGGUCAGGCUCAGAACGUCUCCUAA